Heterotrigona itama is the source of this 488-nucleotide messenger RNA. NCBI's taxonomy places the organism in Eukaryota, Metazoa, Arthropoda, Insecta, Hymenoptera, Apidae. The record is from the annotation of a GenBank genome assembly.
UUAUUAUGGUCAUUUAUGCGAUAAGCUCAUAUAAAGCAAUAUAUAAGGACGAAGCAACUCGUAGUUACGAAUCAUCUAAGACAAUGUCCAAAAAAAAAAUUUUGUGUUGCAUGUUGCUAGUAAUCGUAGGAGUAUUCUUUAGAAGGCAAUGUGAGGCAAACGAAAUUACUGAAAUAUUUUUUGACGAAGGAGGUAUAACUGCAACAGACAUUGCGCACAAAGCGGGAUAUCCAGCCGAAAGUUAUGAAGUUGUCACACAGGAUGGUUAUAUUUUGCGGGUGGAUAGAAUCACAGGAUCGAAAAAAAGUCCCCCGUCUGAUAAUAAAACACCUGUAUUACUCGUUCAUGGAAUUUUAGAUGCUUCGCCUACGUGGGUUGUAGCAGGUCCUGAAAGGGCUUUAGGUACCUAUUAUCAAAUUAAUCACUCCUUUUUUUUAUUCUCACAUCUUAAAGUAGUUGAAUACGCCUUGGACAAAGGAAAGUUGGUA